UCAAAGUUGCAGCAAAUCCAUGGCUUGUUGUUCAUCAUCAUCAAUUGAGUCAUGCUUCUGCUGCUGCUUCUUGUUUUCUCUUCUUCUACUCUUCUCCUCAGCAACAUCAACUGACACAAUCGCUGUAAAUGACUCUGUGACAGGGAACCAAAGCAUCACCUCCAAAGAUGGCAAUUUCGUUCUUGGCUUCUUCACGCCACCAGGUAGCUCCUCUCUCAACUAUUAUAUCGGCAUCUGGUACAAUAAGAUCUCCGUGCUCACCCCAGUAUGGGUGGCCAACAGAGCCACCCCAGUCACAGACCCGACCACGUCAGAGCUCAGAAUCUCUGACGAUGGUAACCUCGUCCUCCGCGUCAACUACUCCAAAACCAUCCUAUGGUCCACCAAUGUCACCACCAUCUCUUCCUCCAACUCCACAGUUGCCGUCAUCCUUGACAAUGGUAAUCUCCAGCUCAUGGAUGGAUCCAACUCCUCACUCAUCUUUUGGCAGAGCUUUGAUCACCCCACUGACACUUGGCUUCCUGGUGGCAAGUUGGUGUUCAAUAAGAUCACCAAAAGACCUCAACACCUCACUUCCUGGAAGAAUAAAGUUGACCCUUCUCCUGGGAUCUUCACCUAUGGGAUGGAUCCGACUGGAUGCUUACAAUACUUAAUUUUGUGGAAUAUGUCUCGGAUAUGUUGGGCUAGUGGACUGUGGGAUGGCCACGAAUUUAGUUCAGUCCCUGAGGCCACAUCAAAUUAUAUGUACCACAUGCAAGUAGUCAAUGAUACAGAUGAGAUGUAUGUCACAUACACUGUAGAUGAAACCAAUUAUCUCACGUCUAGACUAGUACUGGAUUAUGAUUCCGGUGAGAUCCAAGAACUGGUGUGGAUGGAGAAUUUGAAGUCAUGGAUGCUCAUCUGGGCUCAACCAAAAAGCAAGUGCUCAGUUUAUGGGGUAUGUGGACCUUUUGGUAGCUGCACUGACUUCAGAUCACCCUUCUGUUAUUGUGUUAAAGGUUUCAGGAUCAAGUCUCAGAGAGAUUGGGAUUUGGGUGAUAGAAGUCAGGGUUGUGAGAGGAUGACUGCUUUACAAUGUAGUGGUUUAAAUAACAACUCUGCCGAUUCAGAGAAAGAUGGCUUCUUUGAGAUGACAAAUGUUAGGCUACCAGAUAACCCCUUCAAAUUGACCAUGCUUAGGAGCUCACAAGAUUGCGAACUAGUUUGCUUGAAUAACUGCUCUUGUAAUGCUUAUUCCUUUAACUCUAGUGGGUGUUUUGUUUGGCAGGGAGAGUUGCUUAAUCUCCAAGAAGAAUCUAAUGAAUCUGAUGCAGGUACACUUUACCUUCGGUUGGCGGCCUCUGAGUUGCCAAGUUCUGAAAGCAGCAAAAAGAGAGUGGUCAUAUGGGUAAUAGUAGGGGUUGUGCCAUGUAUCAUUGUUUGUUUGUUUGUUGUUUGUAUCUUAAUUCUGAAGCCAGGACGUAGAAGAAUGGUUCAGAAGUCAGAGGCUGUGCAAAGUUCUUUAGUCUCUUUUACAUACAAUGAGCUGCGCAUUGCCACCAAAAAUUUCUCAGAUAAGCUUGGAGGAGGGGGCUUUGGAUCAGUGUUUAAAGGGUCGUUGCCUGGUUCAAUUGAUAUUGCAGUGAAGAAACUCGAAGGUUUUUAUCAAGGAGAGAAACAGUUCAGAGCAGAGGUGAGCACACUAGGAGCCAUUCAACAUGUAAACCUUAUUCGACUAAUGGGCUUUUGCUCUCAAGGAACCAAGAAAUUACUGGUUUAUGAGUUCAUGUCGAGCGGUUCUUUAGCUACUCAGCUUUUUCAUAACAAUUCAAAUGUUUUGGACUGGAACACAAGAUAUCAAAUUGCUAUCAGAACUGCGAGAGGAUUAGCUUAUCUUCAUGAGCAGUGCAGAGACAACAUUAUACAUUGUGAUAUUAAGCCAGAGAACAUACUGUUGGAUGAUGCGCUCAUGCCAAAAGUGGCAGAUUUCGGUCUAGCAAAGCUCUUUGGAAGGAACUUUAGCAAAGUUCUCACUACCAUUCGAGGGAGUAGAGGAUAUCUUGCACCUGAAUGGAUUGAAGGUACACCCAUCACCACCAAAGUAGAUGUUUAUAGCUAUGGAAUGAUGUUGUUCGAGAUCAUAUCCGGCAAGAGAAAUUUAGUCUGUGCAACAGACAGUUGUUUUGAGUUCUUUCCAACAGUGGCAACAAGCAAACUCAUUAAUGGAGAUGUCGAAGGAUUGCUAGACCACCGGCUCGAGGGUGAAGCUGACUUGGGAGAGCUUGAAGUAGCUUGUAAAUUGGCUGGUUGGUGCAUUCAAGAUGAUGAGAGUUCCAGGCCAACGAUGAGUCAGAUUGUUCAAGCUCUAGAGGGCAAUCUAGACAUCAACAUUCCUCCUAUUCCCAAGUUUCUCCAAGACCUAACCGACUCUUGGCCCGACAACAUCAAUUCCCCUGGAAAUUUCUCUUCAAAUCAGAAUUCCAACAGUUGUGCCUCUUCAACUAGCCAUCAGAUAAACAAUGCUACAACUUAAUCUCUAGUUAAGACAGAACAAAGAUAUGCAUCGAGUUUAUUUGUUAUGUAUUGUUUUUCAUCUGCAUAUCAAGUUUGUUGGUCUAUAAAAUGUGACCAAGUUGUGUUUUUUUUUUCGGUAGAUAGGUCGAUGUUAGGUAUCGCCCAAACGCUAUUCUGAAAGGGUAUCGCAUUUUCUUAUUUUGUAUGUCCUUAGAUGAUUGCUACCUUGAAAGCUGCAUUAUGUUCGUAUGUAGAAUGUAAUUGUAUAAUUACACUUCAAUUAGAGAUGUAAAUUGUUUGUUCUAAACGCCCAAUUUAUUUCAA
This is a messenger RNA of Zingiber officinale, 2817 nucleotides long. Its product is annotated as G-type lectin S-receptor-like serine/threonine-protein kinase At2g19130. Lineage: Eukaryota; Viridiplantae; Streptophyta; Magnoliopsida; Zingiberales; Zingiberaceae. Bases 20 to 2512 code for a protein of 830 amino acids. Gene Ontology annotation, biological process: protein phosphorylation; recognition of pollen. Gene Ontology annotation, molecular function: protein serine/threonine kinase activity; ATP binding. The transcript has a single exon. The record is from RefSeq and is a predicted model, not a curated record.